UUGCAGGGUGAAGUAGAUUUUACUACUUCGGGUCAAGCUGUUUUUACUGAUUCAAAAUAUUUCCGUAAUUAUGGUUGGUACGUUUCCGGAACCAUUCCAUCACACAGAAUCAUGCCUGAUUCUCAAGUUUCACAGCUUGGAUUCUGUAUCAAUUUGCAACGUUCUACAAAUUCAUUACGCAUAGAAAUGUCAUUGCCCAGUACAGUAACUUCUACACUGUUCCUUCUAACUCCAUUACUUGGAGAAAUUCAUAUACAAAUUAUUAAUAAAAUGUUUGUAUUAUUUCUACAGUUUCUAACUUUACAACUGUAUUCAACACGCAUUACGCCACAUCUUGGCUCUGUUGCUGCAACGCCUAAGAUAUUACAAUUUUUGCAAUUUGCAAUAAUAAUAAAUACACUUAGUAUAAGUGUGUCAAUUUUAUUGUGGAUGUGUAGCAAAAUUCGGCGGAAUCUUCCACCUUGGAAUUGGUUGAUAAGAAUAUCAGAAGUGAUCAAUAGAUGCGUCUGUGUUUUCAACUUUACUGAACGAACUUUGCCUUCUAAUAACAAAUCAUCCACAAUAAAUAAUUACCAGGAAGAUUGGAUUAAUGCAUUUAUGGCUUUACACGGAAUUGCUGUAUGCAUAUUAUCUUUGAUAUUUAUCUUCGGUUAUUUGAUAAUUUCGUGA
Thelazia callipaeda (thelaziosis nematode) is the source of this 669-nucleotide messenger RNA. The record is from the annotation of a GenBank genome assembly. Lineage: Eukaryota; Metazoa; Nematoda; Chromadorea; Rhabditida; Thelaziidae.